UUACUUCUAAAAGAGAAGUCAAAAUGGGUGGAUCACAAAGUGUUGAGGUUCCCGGGGGUGGUACUGAAGGAUAUCAUGUUCUCCGAGUACAAGACGGUUCUCCGGGUCAAAAAGCUGGAUUGGAAGCUUUUUUUGACUUUGUAGUUGCCAUCGGGAACACUAGGCUUAAUCAGGAUAAUGAUACCUUGAAGCACCUUCUCAAGGCGAAUAUUGAGAAGGAGAUCUCUAUGACAGUGUACAGCAGUAAGAGUCAGACUGUUCGAGAGGUUUUCAUUACUCCGAGUACUCUCUGGGGUGGACAGGGACUACUAGGAGUUUCCAUUAGGUUUUGUUCCUUUGAAGGAGCAAACGAGAACGUGUGGCAUAUCCUGGAGGUUCAUCCUAAGAGUCCGGCUGAAAGCGCAGGGUUGAGAUCCUUCUCUGAUUAUAUCAUUGGCGCGGACAGUAUCCUACACGAGAGUGAGGAUUUAUUCUCCCUGAUCGAAGCUCAUGAAGGACGUCCAUUAAAGCUUUAUGUUUACAACACUGAAACUGAUCACUGUCGGGAGGUAACUAUUACUCCCAAUGGAGCUUGGGGCGGAGAGGGAUCACUAGGUUGUGGGAUUGGAUAUGGAUACUUACACCGGAUUCCUAUCGGAGACGAAUACCAAAAACCUGCAGACCAUCAUAAUCCCCCAACUGCAACCGUAGUUCCAAUUGAACCGGUUCCAGAAGUUCAACCUAAUGCUCCGAUAAUAGGAGCCUCCGCACCUAUUACAGGAAAUCCCUCACCUAUGAUGGGUACCCCCGCACCAAUGAUAGGAACUCCCUCUCCUAUGAUGGGUACCCCCGCUCCUGUGAUUGCACCUAUUGCAGGUUUUCCCUCUCCCCCCGCUGUUGACGUGAACAAACCCCUGGCCGCCGACGUUCCACUCUUCGGAACAGAUAUGAUUUCUACCGGAGCUGUUACUAGUUCUCACGACUCUGCUCCCUCUCCUAUUUUAGCCUUUUCUCCGGAGACAUUCCCAGUCCCUGAUCCUGCAGUACUGGCAGGUAUGCCGGCUCCUCCAACAUUCUCUGCGUCCCAUCCAUCCUAUCCAACCACCAGUUAUACCUACGAGACUUCUCCCGUCCCUGGUCAGAGCAUAAACCCUGAGAUUGUCGGACUCAAUCCAUCACCUGCUCCGCUUGUAACCUCUUCAUGAGAAUGCAGGACGGAUGCUUGUAUGUGAUAUGGGUUCUAGGUUGAAAUGUGAAAUCUUUAUAUAUUCUGCAUUUGAUUUACUUUUUCCGUUAUGUAUAAGUAAUAAAUAUGAUUUGGAGAUAAAUCUCCUAAUUUGCACGUAUUUCAGUUUAACCGAAUUAUAUUUAUUGUUUAAAAUAUUAUUUUUAAAUUUUACUUUUAAGAUUGUUCUUGCGUCUGUCUUCUUCAAUGGUAUUUCUUUAUCAUAAUCUAGUUCAAAAUUAGAUCAUUUUAAAUCGGGAUUAGUUCUGUAACCACUUUUUUUCUCCAUUUUGUGUGUCAAAACUAUUUUUUAUGUAACAAAAUAAAGUUUUUAUAACCUUUUUCCCCUGUUUUUGUAAUCUUAAAAACUGAUUUUAGUAUUCUGUUCAUGUCGAAACUUCCUUCUUAUCUCUACUCCAACAGAAUAAAGUUUAGAGCCAGCUAACAAGAUGCACAGAUUUACUGAAGUGGUGUAAAUUAUUCACAAAAGAAUAUUUUUUAAGUUUACUGAACAGAUUUCCAGAUACAUCCCUUCAUUUUAUUCUUUGUUUUCAGA
Eurytemora carolleeae is the source of this 1760-nucleotide messenger RNA. It is a transcript of the gene Grasp65, whose product is annotated as Golgi reassembly-stacking protein 2-like. Gene Ontology annotation, molecular function: protein binding. The coding region runs from base 24 to 1184 and encodes 386 amino acids. The transcript is spliced from 4 exons. The record is from RefSeq and is a predicted model, not a curated record. Gene Ontology annotation, biological process: Golgi organization. Lineage: Eukaryota; Metazoa; Arthropoda; Copepoda; Calanoida; Temoridae. Gene Ontology annotation, cellular component: Golgi apparatus.